AUGUGCUGUGCAAAAAGUAAAUCAUUAAUAUUUAUUGGAUUGCUUUUCAGCUGCCUAGGAGUGAUCUUUUCAGCUAACACAGGUUUCUCCGUGUCUGUAUAUGAUGUGACAUCACGAAGCAUUUAUCUCAGAUGGUCCAAAUUUUCAGGAGCCUUUUCUUACAGAGUCACAGCUACAGCUGUGAAUACUGUAGGUCAUUCAUUACUGGCUCAUUUUAGUGAUGUUACACUUAAAGGAACUCUAACUUCAUUAAUUCCCAGUACUAUUUAUGCUAUACAAGCAGAGGCCAUUGAUAAGAAUGGAAUCACUCUUGCUGAAACACAGAUUAUGCAGUCAACAGCUCCAGACAUACCUGUUAUUGACCAAGCUUACUCAAAACUCAGCAACAGUAUCACAGUGGAAUGGAGAGCAGUACCUGGGGCUACUGCCUACCUGCUGACUGCACAAGAUGGAGAGUCCUUCAUUGAAACUGUAGUUACAGAUUCUCCAGGCACAGUGACAGGACUGAAACCUGCAACUUCGUACAGAAUCACUGUCAGGUCUAUAAAUGCAGGAGGAAGAAGCCAGCCUUCACCUUUCAGAAAAGCAAAAACAGUCCUGGCUGCUCCAAUUCUGUCUGUUCGUUCUCCAAGUUGUGACUCCAUUGCAGUGAGCUGGAAAGCUGUGUAUAUGGCAGUUGGGUUCUCUGUGUCCCUCAUGAGGUCAGAUGGUUUGGGCAGAAUGCUGAAGGAGAACACCACCAAUACCUCCUUGAUGUUUACAAAUCUAGAUCCGGGAACCCUCUACACUAUCAAGGCAUAUGCCUGGAAUGUUAAUGGGAUACCUGGAGAUGACUUCACAUACAACCAAAGAACAAGUCCUAAUGCUCCAGCAGACGUUCAAGUAGCUUUAAACAGUGGUGCUUUAAGAGCGGUUGUUUCUUGGAUGCCAGCAGAAGGAGCUUUAACUUACAGCGUGACAGCCUCCAGUGGACUGCUGGAACUGAAAUGUAACACAUCUUCUGUCUCCUGCGUGGUGCCAUCCCUCCAGUGUAGCUCUGAAUAUUAUGUUUCUGUCACGGCAUACAAUGAUGCUGGAUCCAGUAAACCUACUGAUGCAGUAAGCUUAAAAACCAUUCCCUGUGCACCAGUAAAUAUAUCAAUUGAAGAGAAUGAACCUGGCCACUUGCUGGUAUCAUGGUCUAGCGUCAAUUUUGGUCAUUAUUAUGUGGUUUUUGUGAAGAGUGAUGAUGGUUUGGAAGUGCACUGCAACACAUCCCAUACUCGAUGCCAUUUCCAGUCAGACUGUGGCUUCACUUAUUUCAUUAGUGUCUUUGCAUACAACAGUGCUGGGCAGAGUCCUUUAGGUGAUGUCUUCAAUUACACUACUGCCCCUUGCUGCCCCAGCGACCUGAGAGCCGUGGCCGUGGCCGGCGACACCGUGCAGGUGUCCUGGGCGCCGUCCCGCGGCGCGGAGCUGUACGAGACCCGGGCGGCGGGCGGGGGCGUUGCGAUGCGCUGCAGCGGCCCUGCAGCCACCUGCGCCCUCUCGGCGCUGCGAUGCGGCACCAGCUACCGCCUCACCGUCUGCGCCCUCAGUGAGGCCCGUGCCGCCAGCGCCUCCUGCGCCUCCGCGGACGUGGCGACAGCUCCCUGCAGUCCUGAAAUUAAAAAUAUCUCAAAGGAGGCUCUUUCUGUAAUCAGUGUGCACUGGCAAUCUAACAAUGAAGAAGCUACAUACAUUGUGACUGCCAGAGGAGAGGCUGGACCUUGGCAUUGCACAAGCUCUGGAAAUUCCUGUACCCUAAUUAAUCUUCCCUGUGGAUCCGCUUUCUCUGUUAGUGCUAUAGCAAGAUCAGCAGCAGGACAGAGUUUACCAAGCUACAGUGUCCCUUUAGAGACAGCUCCUUGUUGCCCUAAUGACCUGACACUAACUCAAGUGACACAGUCUGUGACAAAUAUCAGCUGGUCUGUGGGGACAGGUGCACAGACAUAUAUAGUGACAUUGGAGUCUCCAAAGGGACAGGCAAAGUGUCACACUCUUCAAAACUUCUGUCUUCUGGGAUGCAUCAUGUGUGGCACCAACUACACAGUGUCUCUGAAAGCAAUCAGUGAAACAGGUUUGACGUCCAGCUGCACCUAUCAAGGAUACUCUUCCAGUGCUUGCUGCCCUUCUGGGGUGAAGCUCUACAGACUGGGCAGCAGCGGUAUCCGGGUGUACUGGCGAGCUCCCAAUGAAGCCAUCAGCUACUGCGCUGAUUUACAGGGCUCCAAAGGCAAUUUCACCUGCAGCCCUAGUUCAGGCCUAAGACACUGUGACAUCACCCAGAUACCUUGUGGGGAUGUCUACACAGUGGUAGUGGCUCCAGUUACUGAUAAGGGGCUGAAACAUACAUUUUGUCCCAAAAAAAUAUAUUCAGUGACCUGUUCUGGAAGCUCUGUUGGAACAGUAAUUUAUAGAGGAAAGAGCAACAUGGAAAAACAUAUCUAG
Colius striatus (speckled mousebird) is the source of this 2469-nucleotide messenger RNA. It is a transcript of the gene FNDC7, whose product is annotated as fibronectin type III domain containing 7. Lineage: Eukaryota; Metazoa; Chordata; Aves; Coliiformes; Coliidae. The transcript has 13 exons. Gene Ontology annotation, molecular function: protein binding. The coding region runs from base 1 to 2469 and encodes 822 amino acids. The record is from RefSeq and is a predicted model, not a curated record.